AUGAUUUUUGAUAAAGUUACAGGAGGUUAUUUUUGUAUUCCUGUUGAUGAAUCCCAAGACGAGUCUAAAAAAGAACAAAUGGCCCUUAUUUUGAGAUACGUCAAGAAUGAUGGUUUGCUAGGGAAACGGUUCUUUGAUAUCGUGGGUGUCAAAAAUACAUCUACAUUAACUCUUAAAAAAGAGAUAUCGAAUAUCUUUUCUCGAUUUAAUCUCAUUAUUCAAAACAUGCGUUGUCAAGGGUAUGACGAUGCUAGCAAUAUGCGUAGUGAAUGGAAAAGACUUCAAGCUUUAUUUCUUAAAGAUUGCCUAUAUGCAUAUUAUGUACAUUGCUUUGCACAUCGUCUGCAAUUAGCCUUUAUUGUGACAGUAAAAGAUGAGCCUAAUAUUUGGCAAUUUUUUUCUCACUUGAGUUGUAUUGUCAAUCUUGUUGCUUCUUCUUCAAAGCGCCUUAGUGAGUUAAAAUCUUUUCAUAUGAGUGAGGUUGAAAAUAUGUUGGCUAGUGGUGAGUGUCAAUCUGGUAAAGGGGCCAAUCAAAUUGGUACCUUGCAUCGAGUUGGAGCUACUCGUUGGAGCUUGCAUUAUGACUCUGUUAAAAACUUGUUUGAUAUGUAUGAGGCAUCUUAUGUAUUUGUUGAAAGUCUCAAGAAGAGUACAAAUCAACAAAUUCGUGAGCAAGCUUAUGGUGUUUACAAAGUAAUAAAGAGCUUUGAAUUCAUAUUCGUCUUAAACUUGACGGACAACAUUUUAGGAAUCAUGAAUGCACUUUGUCAAGCCUUGCAACAGAAAACUCAAGACAUCUUAAAUGCGAUGAAAUUAGUCUCUACAACAAAAGCUCUCCUUCAAAAACUUAGACAACAUGAUUGA
Molecule: messenger RNA, 864 nt
Organism: Camellia sinensis
Lineage: Eukaryota; Viridiplantae; Streptophyta; Magnoliopsida; Ericales; Theaceae
Source: RefSeq, a predicted model, not a curated record